Molecule: messenger RNA, 1170 nt
Organism: Paramecium sonneborni
Lineage: Eukaryota; Ciliophora; Oligohymenophorea; Peniculida; Parameciidae
Source: the annotation of a GenBank genome assembly
CUUUAUAUUAAUGACAUCUAUUUUAAACAGUUUGGCUAAGAUGAGAUAUAAAACAAAUGUAUAAAUAGAGUGUAAGAGUAGGCAGCAUUUUCAGGAGUGACAGAUAUUGUGGUUGUUGAUUAAGGAAAUAACAAUUAUUCAUCUACUCCUUUUAAUGUAAAAUUUGGGAAACUUAAAUUUUUAAAUGCAGAAUAAAUAAUAGAUACAGAGAGUAUGAAAUAAUAAAUAUAAUAUAUAGUUUUGAAUAUAAGAGAGUAAUCUGUAAUAAAAUAGAUCAAUUUAAUAAAAUUAGUACUCUUUAUAAAUGGAGAAAAGAGAGAUGAUAUUUAAUUUUAUUUAGAUGAUGAGUAGAUUGGACAUUUUGCAUAUCAUGAAUAAGAAGAUAUUAUUGAGCUUAAAUAAAAAUAUUAUGAUUAGAUGAAAUUAAAUUAGUAGAAAUAGUAGGAAUAGUAAGAAUUUAAGUUGUCAAGUUAAUCUUAAUUUAUUGUAUUAUCAAGAAUACCAACUUGCAAAACAUUAAUUAGUAUGAACUUAAAAAAUGGAUUAAAUAAAAUAAUAUAUAAGUUAGAUUGCAAGAGAUUAGGGUUAUAACAAAUAGAAUGUGAAUUAUAUAAGAUAGAAUAAAAUCAAAAGAUUUUUAUUAGUGAUAUAGAUGGAACAAUAACAAAAUCACCUGCUAAAGGAAUGAUUUUAUCUACUUUUGGCAUAAAUUACACUUAAGAUGAUAUUUGUUUAUUUUACAGCAAACUUGCUUAAAAGAACUAUUUAAUUUUAUACAUGUCUGCGAGAUCAAUGGUAUAGUAUGAAAACACAAAAGAAUAUUUAAUUCGUUAAGUGUAAGAUGGUAUUCAAUUACCUUUUGGUCCAUUAUUUUUAUCACCUUAAGAAUUAUUAGAAGCAUUUACUAUUGAAGUGAUUAAAAAAUAAACAGAUAUUCUUAAAUCAUAAAUGUUGAAUGAUUUAAUUUAUUCAAUAGGAAAAACUGGAACAAUCCAAGGAGGAAUGGGAGAUAGAUUAAAUGAUAUCUAAGCAUAUAAGAUGGUUAAUAUCCAUUAUGAUAGGAUCUUACUUAUUAAUAAAAAUGGAGAAAUAGUUAGAGUAAGUGAAUAAAUGAAAGAGGAAAAAUUCACAAUGAAAGAACUAAUCUAAAAAAUGGAUUUAAUAUUCUGA